This is a messenger RNA of Apodemus sylvaticus (European woodmouse), 1020 nucleotides long. RefSeq names its product NECAP endocytosis associated 1 (gene Necap1). The record is from RefSeq and is a predicted model, not a curated record. The transcript has 8 exons. NCBI's taxonomy places the organism in Eukaryota, Metazoa, Chordata, Mammalia, Rodentia, Muridae. Gene Ontology annotation, cellular component: membrane; clathrin vesicle coat. Gene Ontology annotation, biological process: endocytosis. The coding region runs from base 25 to 852 and encodes 275 amino acids.
CCCCGCGGCGCUAGCGGAGCCAAGAUGGCGGCCGAGCUGGAAUACGAGUCAGUGCUGUGUGUGAAGCCCGACGUCAGCGUCUACCGGAUUCCGCCGCGGGCCUCCAACCGCGGCUACAGGGCAUCUGACUGGAAGCUAGACCAACCUGACUGGACUGGUCGCCUACGAAUCACUUCUAAAGGGAAGAUUGCCUACAUCAAGCUGGAAGAUAAAGUUUCAGGGGAGCUCUUUGCUCAGGCACCAGUGGAGCAGUAUCCUGGCAUCGCUGUGGAGACUGUGACAGACUCCAGUCGCUACUUUGUGAUCAGGAUCCAGGAUGGUACCGGGCGCAGCGCGUUCAUUGGCAUCGGCUUCACGGAUCGGGGAGAUGCCUUCGACUUUAACGUUUCCCUGCAAGAUCACUUCAAGUGGGUAAAGCAGGAAACCGAGAUUUCUAAAGAAUCGCAGGAAAUGGAUAAUCGUCCCAAGUUGGAUUUAGGCUUCAAGGAAGGACAGACCAUCAAGUUGAGUAUUGGGAACAUUACAGCCAAGAAAGGAGGUGCUUCUAAGCCCCGGGCCUCAGGGACAGGGGGCCUGAGCUUACUCCCGCCUCCACCGGGAGGCAAAGUCACCAUUCCCCCACCAUCCUCCUCAGUUGCCAUCAGCAACCAUGUCACCCCACCACCUAUCCCAAAGUCUAACCAUGGAGGUAACGAUUCAGAUAUCCUGUUAGAUUUGGAUUCUCCGGCUCCUGUCUCGACUUCAGCACCAGCUCCAGUUUCUACAAGCAAUGACUUGUGGGGAGACUUCAGCACUGCAUCCAGCUCUGUUCCUAACCAGGCACCACAGCCAUCUAACUGGGUCCAGUUUUGAGUAGCAUUGACAAGAAGGAUACCCGAAGAAUAAAAAUGACCUUGAGGGCACCAUUCUAUGAGGGAGUUGAGGGACAGACGGCUUCAUUUCCCAGAACCCAAAUCAGUGGUCAGUCUUUCCCGCAGCUUCUCUGUGCAUUCAGGCUGGAUUUUUUUUUUUUUUUUUUUU